Mauremys reevesii (Reeves's turtle) is the source of this 2276-nucleotide messenger RNA. RefSeq names its product ANKH inorganic pyrophosphate transport regulator (gene ANKH). Gene Ontology annotation, molecular function: phosphate transmembrane transporter activity. The transcript has 13 exons. The coding region runs from base 323 to 1804 and encodes 493 amino acids. The record is from RefSeq and is a predicted model, not a curated record. NCBI's taxonomy places the organism in Eukaryota, Metazoa, Chordata, Testudines, Geoemydidae. Gene Ontology annotation, biological process: phosphate ion transmembrane transport. Gene Ontology annotation, cellular component: membrane.
CCACGUGUUUAGAGAGGCAGACGCCGAGAGAGGAGACGUAGCUGGGCCGGGGCGCAGCGUCUCCGGCCUCAGCCCGCUUUCUGCACCACCGAGGCGGCCGCCCAGGAGCCCCAGCCAGCCUCCUGCGUCCCUCUCCUCCCACAGCCUGGGGAAGGAGCCGGCGGCGGCGGCGGCGGCGAGACAGCCCGGCUCAUCCUGCCCCAUGCCGGUGGUUGGUUUGUUUUUGUUCCCACCCCUGCGCCCAUCCCCCUGCUGCCGGCUAGGCUAAGCCAGGUUUCCCUGCUACGGCAGAUGUGUUUGGGGUUCUCGCACAGCAGGGACUAUGGUGAAAUUUCCAGCGCUCACUAACUACUGGCCCCUGAUCCGAUUCUUGGUUCCUUUGGGCAUCACCAAUAUAGCCAUCGACUUCGGGGAGCAGGCCUUGAACAGGGGUAUCGCAGCUGUUAAGGAAGAUGCUGUGGAAAUGCUGGCCAGCUAUGGACUGGCCUAUUCCCUUAUGAAGUUCUUCACAGGUCCAAUGAGUGACUUCAAGAAUGUGGGUUUGGUGUUUGUGAACAGCAAACGAGACAGGACUAAAGCCGUUUUGUGCAUGGUUGUGGCUGGUGCAGUGGCUGCUGUAUUUCAUACCUUGAUAGCAUAUAGCGAUUUGGGGUAUUACAUUAUUAACAAGCUGCACCAUGUGGAUGAAUCGGUGGGAAGUAAAACUAGACGGGCCUUCCUUUAUCUUGCUGCCUUCCCUUUUAUGGAUGCCAUGGCUUGGACCCAUGCUGGCAUUCUGUUGAAACACAAGCACAGUUUCCUUGUGGGAUGUGCCUCCAUCUCAGAUGUCAUAGCUCAGGUUGUUUUUGUAGCCAUUCUGCUUCACAGUCACUUGGAAUGCAAAGAGCCUCUCCUCAUCCCAAUCUUAUCCUUGUACAUGGGGGCAGUGGUCCGAUGUACCACCUUAUGCCUGGGCUACUACAAGAAUAUACACGACAUUAUUCCUGACAGCAGUGGGCCUGAGAUGGGGGGAGAUGCUACAGUAAGGAAGAUGCUGAGUUUUUGGUGGCCUUUGGCAUUAAUUUUGGCAACUCAGCGAAUCAGUAGACCCAUUGUCAACCUUUUUGUCUCCCGGGACCUGGGCGGCAGCUCUGCAGCCACAGAGGCUGUGGCAAUUCUGACAGCUACAUACCCUGUGGGACACAUGCCGUACGGCUGGUUGACAGAAAUUAGAGCCGUGUAUCCUGCUUUUGACAAGAAUAACCCCAGCAAUAAACUGGUGAACACCAGCAGCACAGUCACAGCAACGCAUAUCAAGAAAUUCACUUUUGUCUGCAUGGCUCUAUCGUUAACGCUCUGUUUUUUGAUGUUUUGGACUCCGAAUGCAUCAGAGAAGAUUUUAGUUGACAUAAUUGGAGUCGAUUUUGCCUUUGCAGAACUGUGUGUCAUUCCUUUGCGCAUCUUCUCCUUUUUCCCAGUUCCAGUGACAGUUAGAGCACACUUGACUGGCUGGCUCAUGACACUAAAGAAGACAUUUGUAUUGGCACCCAGCUCUGUGCUGCGCAUCAUCGUCCUCAUCACUAGUCUCAUUGUGCUGCCUUACUUAGGGGUCCAUGGAGCCACCCUAGGAGUAGGAUCACUUCUAGCUGGUUUUGUAGGAGAAUCUACCAUGGUUGCAAUAGCAGCGUGCUAUGUCUGUCGGAAACAGAAAAAGAAGCGGAACGAAAAUGAGACAGCUACAGAAGGCGAAGACUCAGUAAUGACUGACAUGCCACAGAUAGAAGAAAUGACAGACAUCGUAGAAAUGAGGGAAGAGAAUGAAUAAUAAACGGGACGUGAUUGUUCUCUGCAGGGACACAUAGAAUGAUACUUCAGCAUCUUUUCUUCUCUCAUACUUUUUUUUUGUUUUUUAUUUUUGUAAUAAAGAGGCCUUGAUUUAAAAGGCUUCAGAUAAAUUCUCUAGCAUACUGAGUAUGCUCACACUAAUGAGGGACCUAAAGAAAGGUCUUUGCUUUUGCUUGUUUUGUUUUCUCGCUCCAUGCAAACACAAAAGAUAUGGCUGCAUCACAUGAAAGGGCAUUUUCCUCAAUACGCAUCCAUCUUCUUUGGACAAUCUGCAUUUGUCAACCAAAGCCCUGCUGUGUGUCUCUGUGCUAUUGACUCUGCUACCGUCCUUUCUUCCCUCUUCCCUUUUAUUUUUUCUUACUGAGAAUUUAAAAAAAAAAAAACAACUUUGAAAAUGCAGCUUUAUUUUACUUGCUUGACAAUGAUUUUGCUAUCUAAACUGAUGUACCACA